AUGAUGGAUCUUUGCCUCGUUCUCGCCAUUGCUCUGGUAUUGAUCAUGGUUGCACCCAUCAACAGCAUCCCUAGUAGCCUCCUGACUCCUGGUACUCAAGAACUGUGUGCAACGCUUCAGUUGGAUUUCGACGAAAACAAGGAUACAUGCCAAGGUAAUCAUCCCAAAACGGUGCAAAUCACCUGUCGUCCACAAUGCUUUCAUAUGCGAAGCACUUCGGCCAACAACACAAACUGUACGGCAGAAUACUUUCAUCAAUCUGUGUUUUCCAAUGGACGCUGCAAGGGCACUCCUGAAGAACAUUUUUAUCGCAAGGGGGCUUGUACCCGUGGUGUUCAAUUUGUCUCUUGUGAAGUGGGACCUUGUCCCGAUUCACAAGGAGAGGAUGACGGUGCCUUGUUUUGGCUGGAUCAAUGA
Seminavis robusta is the source of this 417-nucleotide messenger RNA. The record is from the annotation of a GenBank genome assembly. NCBI's taxonomy places the organism in Eukaryota, Bacillariophyta, Bacillariophyceae, Naviculales, Naviculaceae.